Pieris macdunnoughi is the source of this 2151-nucleotide messenger RNA. The record is from the annotation of a GenBank genome assembly. Lineage: Eukaryota; Metazoa; Arthropoda; Insecta; Lepidoptera; Pieridae.
AUGAAGUCUUUAGUUUUAUUGUUAAGUAUUUCUUACGCAACGGCUUGGCUGGAUUUGAAAAAGUUUCCCAACUUCUACCCAUUUGAUAGAGAAUUGCAUAAAAGAGUACUAAAUUCAGAAUUGUGUGAGAAACAAUUAAAUUACCUGAGGGAUAACGAUGGAACACUGCUUUUAAAUUUUCUCGAUGCAGGGGCAAGAAUUCCAAAAGGAAUUUUUGGAGGCAAUUUUCGGGACAUGGGUAAUUAUUACCAAUGCCUCGGUAUAAGAAAGCGCGUUGAAAAUAUGGAUAUAGAAGGAAAGUACUGCACAAUAAAUAUCCCUCUGACGCCCAAUAUAUCGUUUGAUACAACCAUAUCGCCACAAAACCCUCUUAAACGGUCAACUUUAAUGGACCUUGUGACACAAAACAAACACAACUAUUUUAAUCAAUCCACGAUUGAUCAAUUCAGCCUUGGCAAAUAUUUGUCAUAUGCUCCCUAUGUAACGAAAUCAACGAGGUCGGCCCGAGACAGAGCUCUAAACGUAGUGGUUCAAUUAGCUUUAUGUAUUCCAAAAGCUUGCACCACGAGAGAGGUAAUUAAUAAAGUGGGGAACAUCACCACCCUAGGUAUUCAAUAUGAGGACAAUUUAUGUCGACUUCCCGACGACAAGCAUUGGGUCACUGCAGAUUAUAUAGCCAUCGUUGUUUUUUCAGCAUUUGGAUUAAUUAUAUUUUUAAGUACUACGUAUGACUUACAUCAUCUUUUUUACUUAAAAAAAGAUUUUAUGGACGAGAAUAUAUUUCGCAUUUUUUCUGCCUUUACAAAUUUGUCUAUGUUAUUGAAGUUGUCAAAUAAACCUGGAUCAUUGCAAUGUCUCGAUGGUAUACGAGCAAUCGCCAUUUUUUGGGUGGUUAUUGGACAUGCUUUUGUAGGAAAUCUUAUAACUGCGUUUAACUUCCUUGAUAUUCAAGAGUGGCAAUCUUCGUUAAGGUCGAUGUGGAUAACGGGCGCACCCAUCACAGUCGACACGUUCUUUAUGAUCAGUGGUCUACUACUGGUUUACACCAGUAUGGCUAAAUAUACUAGCCUGGGACUACUGAAAAACCUACACGUUUUCUACUUGAGCAGAUUAUUGCGUAUGUUUCCCGUGUUGGCAUUAAUGGUUCUCUUCGAGGCAUCGCUCUAUAACAGAAUAUCAGACGGCGCAUUUUGGCAUGUCGCGGGGAACGGUGUACACACCUGCAGAGCUCUUUGGUGGAGCACACUGCUACAUCUUCAGAACUUCGUUAAUCCAUUGGCAGAAUGUCUCCCAGUUACCUGGUACUUAGCAAUCGAUGUACAGCUUCAUGUUAUUUCACCAUUAGUUCUAUUUUGGUUACUUCGAGGCAGUAAAAGAACAUCUUGGACAGCCCUCAUCAUAGGUUUCUUGGUGUCUAUAGCUAUUGCUACAACAUACAUAUUUCUAACAGAUGUCCAUAGAAAUUAUUUUGUGUAUUACUACGUAAAUAUAUUGGUCCGUUCACCACCAUUUUUCAUGGGUAUGAUAGUCGGAUACUGUCUCCGUAUUUAUAGAGAUAGAGAGUUCAAUAUGUCUACGAUUCUCAGCGCAUGUAUGACGACUAUUAGCCUUGUAUUGUUGUGCUUGGUAAUUUACGUCAACUUCUUAAAGGACUACAGUGCUUAUAGCAAAGACUGGACUAAUAGCUAUGUCGGUAACAUAAUUGACUCAUUUACUCGAUCUAUUUGGUCUGCGGCUUUAGGAUGGAUUAUAUUUAUGUGCGUGAAUGGAUAUGGUGGUCCCAUUAAUCAAUUCCUGAGCAUGGAUUUGUGGAAGAUAGUAUCUCGAAUAUCUUAUGCAAUGUAUAUAGUCCAUUUCUCAGUUAUAAUCGCUUAUUUUUCUUCUAUGGUUGAAAAUCAUUACUUUACUGUUGGAACGACCGUAUUCAUAUUCUUCUCGUGCUCGGUCGUUACAGUAGUGGUUUCGAUUCUUUUAACUGGACUCAUUGAAAUACCAUUUUCUAUACUGUUCAAGAAUAUGCUGGAUAAAGUUAGUGUGAAAUAUGAAAAACCCUUAGUUAAACCAUCAGGACCUGUUGAAAUUGAGAAUACGAAUAUCAAUGGAAAUAUAAAUGAAGGAUUUAUUUGUGAAGAAACUAAAACUAAUCUAUAA